AUGACGUUAAUAAAUAUAAAUAAAAUUAUUAAGAAAACUUUUAAAAGUGAAAUUAAUAUAUUAAAAAAUAAUAAUAUACCAAAUAAUAACUUGAGAGAUAUUGGAAAAAGAUACAGUACAAUUCAAAGACCAAAUUUAUAUAUAGAAAAAAAAAAUUCAUUUUUUAUGAAUUAUAGAAGUCUUAGUAAUAGCAAAAUAUUCUUAAAUAAAGAUAAUGACUUUUAUGAAGGAGAACAUUUGAAUAGAAAAUUAGGUGGAUAUGGUUAUCCAAUGAUGUUUAUUGUUACUUAUGAUAAACCAAGUUGGCAACCUUUUUGGGAAAAUGAUUGCGAAGUUAUACCAAGAGAUGAGUUUGGAGUUCCAGCUAGUUUACCACCAGAAGUUUCAACAAAAAUUAAACAUACAUACUAUGUUCCACCUCAAUUUUACACAUUUUUAAAAAAAUUAGGAGAUGAUUCAGCAGAAUUAAAACCAUAUAUGACGAAAUUAAUAAAAGGAGAAUUUACAUAUGAUGAUUAUCAAGAAAUGUUUUAUAAAUUUGCUAAACCGUUAAAAAUUUAUAGAAAAAAAAUUCCAAUUCCAUAUAGAACAGCUGAAGAAAUGGCACGAGAAGAAGAAAUGAAAUGGCAAUCUUCUUGGUAUACAUAUAGGCAAAAAGUUUUGGCAGAAUAUAAUGUAACAAUGUGCUUAAGAGAAUUUAUUUUAUAUAUGACUGUUGGAUUAUAUUUUGCUUAUUUAUGGCUUGACGCAUUGAGACAAUAUCGUCUUGAUAUGAAACUUUUUUACUUAGAAGCACCAGAACAUAAGAUUAAUUGGGUGAAACCAAGAGGUGAUUUAGUUUAA
Molecule: messenger RNA, 843 nt
Organism: Plasmodium gallinaceum
Lineage: Eukaryota; Apicomplexa; Aconoidasida; Haemosporida; Plasmodiidae
Product: conserved Plasmodium protein, unknown function
Exons: 1
Coding region: 1-843 (280 amino acids)
Source: RefSeq, a predicted model, not a curated record